CGCGCGGGGCGCCGGGGCAAGCGCCCGCCAGACCACGCCCGCGCUCAUGGCGCCCGCCGCCCUCUGGGCCGCGCUGGCCGUCGGACUGCAGCUCUGGGCCGCGGGGCACGCCGUGCCCGCCGAGGUGGCACUUACACCCGAUGCCUCGGACCCCAGGAACAUGUGUCAGCCGAAAGAAUUCUACGACCAGGCAGCCCAGAUGUACUGCAGCAAGUGCCCACCUGGCUGCCGUGUGAAAGACUUCUGCACCAAGACCUCAGACACCGUGUGCGUGCCCUGUGAGGACAGCACGUACACCCAGCUCUGGAACUGGGUCUCCAGCUGUUUCAGCUGUGACUCCCGCUGCAGCUCUGACCAGGUGGAAACGCAAGCCUGCGCCCCGAAGCAGAACCGCAUCUGCGCCUGCAGGCCGGGCUGGUACUGCAUGCUGAGCAAGCAGCAGGGCUGCCGGCUGUGCGCGCCGCUGCGCAAGUGCCGCCCCGGCUUCGGUGUCACCAAACCAGGAACUGCAACAUCAAAUGUGGUGUGCACACCCUGUGCCCCGGGGACAUUCUCUGACACGACUUCAUCCACGGAUACUUGCAGGCCCCACCGGACCUGCAGCUUGGUGGCCAUCCCUGGCAAUGCGAGCAUGGAUGCAGUCUGCUCGUCUGCGUCCCCCACCUUGGGAGUGGCCCCGGGGCCGGCCCGCAUCCCCCAGCCAGCGUCCACGAGACCCCAGCAAGUGGAGCCAACUGUAGGGCCCAGCACAGCUCCAAGCACCUCCUUCCUGCUCCCAGCGGGCCCAAGCCCCCCGGCUGAAGGGGUCAGCAGUGGCAACAUCUCUCUUCCAGUCAGUCUGAUUGUGGGUGUGACAGCCUUGGGUCUGCUAAUAAUAGGACUGGCGAACUGUGUCAUCGUGACUCAGAAGAAAAAGAAGCCCUCCUGCCUGCAAAGAGAAGGCAAGGUGCCUCACCUGCCUGCCGAUAAGGCCCUGGGGGCGCCAGGCCUGGAGCAGCAGCACCUGCUGACGGCGGCGCCCAGCUCCAGCAGCAGCUCCCUGGAGAGCUCGGCUGCCGGCGCCGCACACGGGAACCAGCAACAGGCGCCAGGCGCGGAAAAGGCCGGCGGGUCUGCGGAGGCCCGGGCCAGUGCCGGGAGCUCAGCAGAGUCUUCCCCUGGUGGCCACGGGACCCAGGUCAAUGUCACCUGCAUCGUGAACGUCUGCAGCAGCUCCGGCCACAGCUCACGGUGCUCCUCCCAAGCCAGCUCCACGGUGGGAGACACAGAUGCCAGUCCCUCGGCUUCCCCGAAGGACGAGCAGGUCCCCUUCUCCAAGGAGGAGUGCGCCUUUCAGUCCCAGCUGGAGACUCCAGAGACUCUGCGGCAGAGCUCCGAGGAGAAGCCCCUGCCCAUGGGCGUGCCUGAUGCCGGAAUGAAGCCCAGUUAACCAGGCCUGACCCCUGGCAGGGUGACCCUGGGAAGGGGUCCCGGUCCUUCUAGGCCCCCACCCCCAGGACUCUGUAGCUCUAGGCCAAGUGUCCUUAGUGGCUCCCCCAGCCCCAGCCUCCCUUUCACCUGCAGGCUGAGGGACGAGACAGUGAGUCAUGGAAAGCCUCUGCUGUCUUGGCGUGUCCCUCUUGAAAGGCUGGCUGGGCACGGAUGUGCGGGACAGCCUGGGCGAGUCCUUGCCUCUCUGUGGCCUGCCCCCAAGCUGGACCUGCGAGCUUGGCUUCUGGAGCCCUUGGUGUUUUCUUUUUAUUACCCUGGGCUCUGGCCUGGCUCUGGCUUCCAGAUGCUUUAGCAUCCUUCCCCCAGAGGAGCUUGCUGGAAAAGAAGGACGCUGCGUGAGUCAUCCAUCAAGAGCCAUCCAUCAGUGCUUCAGCCUGAAUGCUGAGACUACAGGACGGUCCCAGCAGGGCAGGAGGAGGCCAUCGGUCAGAUGGUUCUGGGCAGGGAAGUGGUGGCAGUCCUCUGGGGGACAGGGGUCCCUCAGGUUAACUCAGGACUCUUGGAAAGCACCACCUCCAAAUUCACUUCUGCUAGCUUGUCCUUUUGCACCAUGGUAUGAAAAUCUGAUGCCCAGUGGGUCCAGGCAGGCAGCCUUAUUCAAUGCCACGGCCUGGGCAAGGUGACAAACUCCUAACCGGAAAUCUUCCAAGUUUAACAUGUAGCAAAUUAAAAAAAAAGUAAGUGCCACGCAGGCAAACAAGCCAACAGCAAACGACGCCAGACUCCGAGGGCCACGCGCAGCCCUUCCCCUGCUGUUGCCCGCUCUGCUUCACUCCAGUGCCCGCCACGUCCCUCCUCCCUCACCGUCUGGGGAGGUGCUCCAAGGCCGCGCCUACGCCGAUCAGGGAAUUUCAGGAACUGGAGAUGACUGAGGCCCCACAGCCAUCUCUCUCCUCCUACCUCAGCUUGGACCUUCCUCCUGCUUCCAGAGGGGUGUGCGCCUCUCAGCCUGCCCCCGCUCCCUGGCCCCAGGGUGGCUGCCGAGCCACUGUGGUACGGGCCGCCGUGUCCCGAGUGGAUGUGAGAAGCCGAGUGCCGGCCUUCUGUCUGUGUCUGUCUGUGUGUUGUGGGUCUGUGCCGCCAAGGUCGUUAAGUUGAACGACCUGCCUCCAAGCAGCUGAAGCCAUCAAUUUUGCCAAUGGAGCCUUCCCCAUCAGAGAGCCAACCCACCCCCUGGCAGAGGGUGAACUUGGAGGGCCUCGAGCGGAUUCUGGAAGGAAGGGAGAUGAGGAACUCCUUGAGAGGCCAGUCCAGUCUCAGGUACUUGGAUCCCACGUUGAUAAAUUCCACUGGACUUGAACUUGGCAGCUGAACUAUUGGUGGGUGGGAGAGCCCAGCCGUUACCAUGGAGACAGAGGGUUUUCCCAGCCUGGAAUCGCCCGAUCUGCCCACGCUGGUCCCUGCGCGGCGGUGGAACGCGUCUGCCCCCUGGUGGGCAGUGCUGGGAGGACCUCGGGCUUCCUCUGCAUCCCCGAGGAGAGCCUGCAGCCAUGAACUGCAAGGAGACUGUCUGGGUGUGGCCUCUGUUCCCCCGCUGUACUAAUCCCAAGACCAUGAGAGUUCGUACUGUAUGCUGGACAGCAUUCCUGCUUAUAAAUAAACCUUG
Molecule: messenger RNA, 3097 nt
Organism: Propithecus coquereli (Coquerel's sifaka)
Lineage: Eukaryota; Metazoa; Chordata; Mammalia; Primates; Indriidae
Gene: TNFRSF1B
Product: tumor necrosis factor receptor superfamily, member 1B
Exons: 10
Coding region: 47-1429 (460 amino acids)
Biological process (GO): positive regulation of myelination; positive regulation of oligodendrocyte differentiation; regulation of T cell proliferation
Cellular component (GO): membrane
Molecular function (GO): tumor necrosis factor receptor activity; tumor necrosis factor binding
Source: RefSeq, a predicted model, not a curated record